AUGGCUGCUAAUGGAGCUGUUAAUGUGGAAACGAAGCGGAAAAUAGCAUCAGCUUUAUGCAAGUACUUUUCUGUAUCGCCGCAGUCAGAGUCAUUGGGUGAUGUGGGGAACUCUGAUGUUAAGAGCUUGUACUCCAACAUCCUGAAGUCAUCAGGAAAAUCCACUCCAUUGAAUGGACAAGAUGAGGUGAUGAAAUGGAUAGGGUUUGCAGAGAGUUUUCCUCAAGACUCUAAGGCGUGUUGUCAAGCUCUCAGCGGACUAAACGAUGAUUUGCUUGUAAAGGCUGUACUUUUGGGGAAUGGGCUCAGGCCAUCGGAAGCUGAUGUUAUUGUAUUCUCGGCCAUACAUUCUUUUGUGAUUGGCCUACCGCAGUCCGAAACCGAGAAGUUUGUGCAUGUAUUCAGAUGGAUGGAUUACAUACAGCACAGGGUAGAUUUUGGGGAACUGUUUGAGAAAAUACCAUUGGCGAAGGAUGCAUUUGUCCCACAGGUGCGAGACACCCCCAGUGUAGGGAAAUUAGAAGCGGAUCCAAAUGCUAAGAAGACUGGACAAAACACAAAGAAGGCAGAGAAGGUGGAAGCUGACCUAAGUGCGAGCAAAAUUGAACCUGAGAACUCAAAGAAAAAAGUUCAAGCAAAGAAGGAAUCUAAUGAGGAGAAGAAGAAACCCACGGAGGACAAGAAGAAACCAGCCACUACAGAAGUUGUAGAGAAAGAUAAAGAAUUGAGUGUUAGUUUGCUUAAUAUACAGGUUGGCCUUAUCCGCAAAGCAUGGAAGCAUCCAUCAGCUGAUAGUUUGUUGGUUGAGGAAAUUGAUGUUGGGGAAGCCAAAGUGAGGCAGGUGGUUAGUGGUUUGGCAAAGUAUUAUAGUCCAGAACAGUUAACGAAUCGGCGUGUUGUGCUGAUUGCAAAUGUAAAGCCAGGAAAGCUCCGUGAUGUGAUGUCAGAAGGACUGGUUUUAUGUGCUUCAAGUGAAGACCACACUGCUGUGGAACCUCUACUGCCUCCUGAAGGUGCCAAAAUUGGAGAACGUGUAUCAUUCUCAGGGAUCGAAGGUAAGCCAGAAGAUGUGCUCAACCCGAAAAAGAAGCAGUUGGAGAAAAUAACACCAAAUCUUUUUACUGAUGACAAGGGCGUGGCAACAUUCAAGGGCAUACCUUUCAUGACUUCUGGUGGGCCUUGCACAUCAUCCAUCUCAAAGGGAACCAUCAAAUGA
Molecule: messenger RNA, 1215 nt
Organism: Linum trigynum
Lineage: Eukaryota; Viridiplantae; Streptophyta; Magnoliopsida; Malpighiales; Linaceae
Source: the annotation of a GenBank genome assembly